Solanum tuberosum (potato) is the source of this 5058-nucleotide messenger RNA. RefSeq names its product eukaryotic translation initiation factor 4G-like. The record is from RefSeq and is a predicted model, not a curated record. Gene Ontology annotation, molecular function: translation initiation factor activity; mRNA binding; protein binding. Gene Ontology annotation, cellular component: eukaryotic translation initiation factor 4F complex. The transcript is spliced from 11 exons. Lineage: Eukaryota; Viridiplantae; Streptophyta; Magnoliopsida; Solanales; Solanaceae. The coding region runs from base 1 to 4911 and encodes 1636 amino acids.
AUGCAGCGCAGGGGUGAUCAGAAGAAAAGUGAAUCACAGAAUCAGUAUAAGAGAAAUAGUAGAGUGGGUGGUCGUUCACCAUCAGCACAGCCACAGUAUCAACGGGUUACUUCUGGAAAAGGCGGUGGUAGCUCUGUUCUACCUCCUCCUUCUCCCGAUUCCGAUUCCUCUUCUCCCACCACGCAAAGCUUCAAGAAGUCUGAUGGAGAAACAGGUCCACUGAAAGUGACUGAUGCUGUGCAAAAUGAUGCCCCUGCCAAAACCUCAGGAUCAGAUAAGUUAGUUGAGCCAGCACAUAGAAUCAGACAUGAAGAUAACCAAAUUGUUUCUAGUGCUCUUUCUUCUCAACAUACAUCUUCAGAUUUGGAUCCGUCUGCUCCAAAGACCCCCAUGAAAGAUGACACUUCUAAAAAUGUAUCUCUUCAAUUUGGAAGCUUCACCCCGGGUUUUGUGAAUGGAAUGCAGAUUCCUCAAAGGACCAACUCAGCACCCCCCAACAUGGAUGAGCAGAAGCGCAUUCAGGUAGUAUACUACUUCAGAUUGGAUUGGGCACGAUCUAGUCCUUUUAGACCACUGCAGCUUUUGCCUUCUUCUACUCCACAUCAGCCGCAGCUGAGGGAGGAUAUUGGGAAGCCGAUGAAUAAAAAUCCUGAUCCUCAGCAUUCUCAUGAAAGAGACCUACCUGUUCAUGUUCAGGUUCCAGCAGCUCAGGCUGUCGGUAGCAUGCAGAAGUUAUCUUCUCUCCCUUUUCCGGGGGUUCCAGUCAAUCCUCCUUUUUUGCAGCCUCAUGGUCCUGUGCAGUUCGGAAUGCCUGGACCACAGGUUCAACAUCAAGGAAUACCUUGUUCUUCGUUCCCAAUGCCAAUGCCAAUGCCACUACCAGUUGGAAAUCCCAACCAAGUUAGGCAUCCCCCAUUUGUCCCUGGUCUCCAACCUCACCCUAUGCAGCUUCAGGGAGCAAUGCAACAUGGACAAAUGAUGAACUUCCCUUCUAAAUUUGGUCAUCAGCUGAGCACUCCAUUUGGCAACAUGGGAGUUGGGAUUCCACCACAGUUUGGGCAGCAUGUUAGGAAGGUUAAUUCUCGCAAAUCUGUUAAAAUUACUCAUCCCGACACUCAUGAAGAGUUGAAACUAGAUGAGAAGGUUGACAUGAAAUUGGAUGGUGGUUCAUCUGGCUUGGCAAUACAUCAUCCUGGGGGAUUACCAUCACAGCCUAUGCAUUAUGGUCCCUCUCGCCCUAUGAGCUUUUCCCCACAGAUGUCCCCGAAUCCUAUGUUCUUACAAAACGCUCCUUCAGUUCCUAUAACAAACUCCCUUGUGGCUCCCUGCGCUCCCGGACUAGGAUAUAACUCUUCAGUUCAAUUGGCAAUUAACCAAGCUCCUGGCUCUGUUAGAAGAGAGGUUUUGGCAUCUUCAUAUCCAGUUUCCAUGAAGACAGCGGAAACAGAAAAGGCACUGCAACCACCUUUGAGAGUUAACUCUAGUGGAGAGGGAUUAAGGAUUCUCUCAGAAACCUCUGUUGAGGCUUCAGAAUCUACCUCCAAGCCAACACCUUUUGCUUCACCCUCAAGCAAAUCACUUAUUUCUGUCGAUAUACCUCCUUCUGGUAGUGCUACAUCUAUAGGAAGCAAUGUUAACCAUGUUCGAGGAGUCGAUUAUGUUGAGACCGAGUUGAAGAACCCUCCAAAGAAAAGCCAAUUGCAUCCUCAACAACUACAAGAGGAAGGAAAUUCCGUGUCCAAAUCGAAUCCUACUCCAACAAGUUCAGUAGACCGUAUUUCUGAUGGUCAAAAUGCUGCAACUAUAGAAACCCAAGCAGCAGCGAAAGAAACUCAAACUGAAAGAAACUCAAAUGAUAGGAAUGCAUCAGAUCAAGUAUCAAGCACAGGGGGCUGUGAAACUAACAAUGUGGUUCAUCAGUUGUCACAUUCUGCUGCUUCCUUAUCAGAUUGCAAUGUUUCUAAAAUUGUGGUGCCUGUUGCUACAUAUAAUAAUAAAGAAGUUUCUCCUUCUGCAUCUGGAGCAAAGUAUAAUGACGAUUCUCAUAUUCAUACUUCACCGUCAUCUCCAUCAUAUACCAAAAUUAGGGGCAAAGUCACUGAGGAAACAAAAACUGAAUAUCGUCGCGUUCAAGGAUCAAGUCCAAAGGAUAAACAUACAAAUAAGGUGAAAAGUGCAAACUCCAGGGGAAAGAAAAAGAGAAGAGAAAUUCUUCAGAAAGCUGAUGCAGCUGGAGAUACGUCUGAUCUUUAUAUGGCAUUUAAGGGACCCAAGGAGAAACUACAAUCUUCUGUUUCUUCAGGAAGUGUUGAGAGUUGUUCCAGUCUCACUGCAAGGAAGAUAUCAUCAAGUUCCAAUGAAGAUUUUUCGGCAAAUGAAGAUAAAAAGAGUACAGGUGAACCAAACAACUGGGAAGAUGCUGCUAUGUCAACUCCAAAGUUGGAAACUUCUGGUGACAAUAAAAUUGUUAAUGAUAAUCUUAGGCAUCCAAAUGGUGGAAGUGAUACUACAGGACAAAUGAGAUACUCAAGAGAUUUCCUUCUUACCCUUUCUUCUCAUUUCGGUGAUCUCCCUGCUAAUUUUGAAGUUCCGUGGCAUAUGGCGGAGGCCCUUUUGAGUCCUAACUCUAGCAUUUCGAAAGAGGUAGAUUUUAACAAGAAUGGUCCAAACUCCUGUCCUGGACAAAUUAAUAGCAGACAAGGCAGCUCUUCUUGGUCUGAGAACCGUCCUACUGGAAUGGCAGAUGAUGGCAGGUGGACCAAUGAGCAACAUAUUGAUAUCAACCAAGGGGGAAAUGCUAAUGGUGCUCGUCCGGGUCGAGGAAACCACAAGAAUAUGAGGAAUCUACAAGGACAGCCACCUAGCCAACAUGUAUCUGUGUUUCCUGCUGGAGCAAUGCUGCCAUUAGCCUCUCAGGGAGGAAUACAACAUAUUAGGUCCGAUGCCAACCGCUGGCAGCGGGUUUCUGGCUCCCGAAAAGGUUCAUUUCCUUCUCACUCUCCACUGCAAGUUAUGCACAAAGCUGACAAGAAAUAUGAGAUACGCAAAGUGACUGAUGCAGAAGAGGCAAAACGUAGACACUUGAAAGCUAUCCUCAACAAGCUAACGCCACAAAAUUUUGAGAAGCUGUUUGAGCAAGUAAAGGAGGUUAAUAUUGAUAGUGCUACCACUCUUGCUGGUGUCAUUUCACAGAUAUUUGACAAAGCUCUAAUGGAGCCAACAUUUUGUGAGAUGUAUGCAAAUUUUUGUUAUCAUCUAGCCGGGGAACUUCCUGAUUUUGUGGAGGACAAUCAGAAAAUAACCUUCAAGAGACUGCUCCUUGAUAAAUGCCAGGAGGAGUUUGAGAGAGGUGAAAGAGAAGAAGCAGAAGCCGACAGUUUGGAAGAGGAUGGAGCGGUAAAGCUGUCAGAGGGAAAGAGAGAGGAGAUGAGGUUACAAACACGAAGAAGGAUGUUAGGUAACAUCAGAUUGAUUGGAGAAUUAUACAAGAAGAAGAUGCUUACAGAGAGGAUAAUGCAUGAGUGCAUCCAGAAAUUGCUCGGGCAGUACCAGACUCCAGAUGAGGAAGAUAUUGAAUCUCUCUGCAAGCUUAUGAGCACUAUAGGAGGAAUGAUCGACCAUUCCAAGGCAAAGGAUUACAUGGACGCGUAUUUUGAUAUGAUGACGACAAUGGCUAACAAUACAGAUUUGUCUACUAGGGUGAGGUUUAUGUUGAUGGAUAUUAUUGAUUUGAGAAAAAAUAAGUGGCAGCAAAGAAGAAAAGUAGAAGGCCCCAAAAAAAUAGAGGAAGUGCGAAGAGAUGCUGUGCAAGAACGUCGAGCUCAGGUUGGUCGGUCCCCUCGUGGUUCAAGCACUGUUUCCUCUGCUAGAAGAGGGCAGCCUGCAGAUUUAAGUCCUCGUCCAUCCAUGUUUUCUUCUCCAGCUCCUCAGAUGACUCCAUUUCGUGGAAUACCAUCACAAAAUCGUGGAGUUGGAAGCCAGGAUUGCAGGUUAGAAGCUAAACAUCCACAUGAGAGUAGGACAUCAUCAGCUGCCAUGCCACAGCGAUCUAUUGAUGAUAAUAAAACAAUGAGCCUUGGUCCGCGGGGAGGCCCCGGAAGGGGAACGCCUUUCAGGGGUCAAGCAAUGCAUUCUGCUGGUCCCGUGACUGCUGGUGCUGGUGGGUGGUCACCAUACAACUCGAGACAAGAAUCAAUAUCCAAAUAUGCUCCAGGGACAGUUGUGAAGCCUACUGCUAAUUAUGCUCGGCCAAAUCAACAUGAGCACACACAUUAUGCAGAAAAAGAAUUAACAAAUACAAAUCGUCCUUUUGGGAGAUCUGCUGAACCACCAGCGCAAAAUUCACCAGGAACGAUAUGGUCUGAAGAACGUCUUGGAGAAAUGUCGAUUGCAGCUAUUCGUGAAUUUUACAGUGCAGUUGAUGAGGACGAAGUUGUUCUACGCAUUGGAGAAUUGAACUCACCAAGCUUUCAUCCAAUGAUGCUAUCGAUAUGGGUAAAUGACUCAUUUCAGAGGAAAGAAAGGGACAGGGAUCUUCUUGCUCGGCUUCUUAUCAGUCUUACGAAGUCAAAGGUGGUACUGGAAACCAAACAUCUCAUUAAGGGGUUUGAAUCAGUUUUAGCUACUUUGGAGGACGAAGUUACUGAUGCUCCAAAAGCAGCUGUAUUUCUUGGUCACAUUUUCGGUAGAUUAAUCAGUGAAAAUGUGAUCUCUCUGAAAGAAGCAGGACAUCUUAUACAACAUGGUGGUGAGGAGUCUGGUCAUCUUCUGCAAACUGGAUUGGGAUACGAAGUUCUCGAAAGUACAUUUGAACUUAUAAGAUCAGAGAAGGGAGAAUCAGCCUUGAAAGAUAUCUGCAGCGCGUCCAGCACACAGUUGGAAGAUUUUAGACCACCUGUUCUGUCCAAAUGAACCAUUUUUUAAUCAUUAGGUGGUGACAAUAACCUUUUGUUUUCGACCUGGUUAAUGGUUAUUCAUUGUUUUACCUAAGAACAAAUGCAGAAGCAGGGCAACUUAAUAUGCAGAAUAUUUUGUGAAAUGCUUAGGCAUGUAUACGUG